GUCACGUGCGCCUCAGUGUAGGAGGACUGCUGGCAAACCGUUACCGUGUGACUGCCAGCGGACUGAGGGCUUGUGUGCCAGUGUGCAGGGGGCGUGGCCGGGACCUCCGUGGGCGUGUCCCGCUCCCCGGCAGCCGCUGACUUCAUUCUCAGUGCAGCUUUGCGUGUUGAUGUCACAUGCAAGAUGGCGGCUACUCGGGCGGGUCCCGGGCAUUCGUGCUGCUCCUGUCUGGUACUUUGCGGGGAGAUGUGCCGGGGACCCGGCCUGGUAAAGCGGGCAGUGGGCGAGCUGAAGAGAGGUUUCUGUUCCUGGGAUAUAGAUCCAUCAAUCUGUAACUUGGACGAUCAGCUGAAAUUAUUUGUCUCUCGUCAUUCGGCCACUUUCUCCCCAAAGCUUAAAGGCCAAAGAAGUCUCCAUCAUGCUGGUGACACAUUAGAGACUUUGGUUCUGAUUAACCCUUCAAAGAUAUCAGUAUGCAAUGAGAUCCGCAAAUUGAUCUGCCACUCCUCGCAACAUAAACUAUUAAUAUUUUCAGGCCCCUUCCUUGAAGACACCUGGGAAAUGCUCUUGCAAGGUGGAGAAAGUUUCUCAAUUGAUGACUUUAUUCAUAUUUUUACAGACAAAGAGAUUGGUGAGACUUUAGGCUCGUCUGACCCAACAGCUCGUGUGUGUUUAACAGUUUCUUGCCCUAAUAAUUGGGAUUUAUCACAGAUUGAUAAAUGCAGCCUGCAAGAUUUUAUUGAAUUGCAGUUCAACAAGGACCAACAUUUUCCGGAAACUGAGGGCUUGCUAGAGUUGUCUGAGUACCUCUCUGAGUCCUUAGAGCCACCAUCUCCAUUUGAACUCCUGGAAUCCCCCACAACUGUUGGUUUCUUGAAAUUGUCUAAACCAUGCUGUUACGUUUUCCCUGGCGGUAGGGGAGACUCUGCUUUCUUUGCUGUAAAUGGGUUUAACAUGUUAGUGAAUGGUGGCUCUGAUGCUCGAUCUCCGUUUUGGAAAUUAAUACGCCAUUUGGAUAGGGUGGACUCAAUUCUUCUUACUCACAUGGGUCUAGACAAUUUGCCUGGCAUCAAUAGCUUGCUGCAAAGAAAGAUAGCAGAGGUAGAAGAGGAUGUUUCUCAAGCUAACAACGAAUGGUUAAAGAAUUUAGUCUCGCCAGAGCUUGGAGUUGUAUUUAUGAACACUGCAGAAAAGCUGAUUUCUGAAGAAAAUUCCAGUGUGGUUAGGGUUAGAGAAGAAGCCUUGCUCACAGUGCUGUGUUUAGCAAAACUCAAUAUUCAUCCAGAACCACUGUACAGAAGUGCAAAUACUGUGGAGCCAACUAUACUGUUUCAAAAGAUGGGUGUUGGCAGGUUAGACAUGUACAUCCUGAACCCUGUAAAGGGCAGCAAAGAUCUUGAAGCCUUCAAAAAGUGGCUUGGAAAUGAGGAAAGUAGUAUGACUGAAUGGCCCGUAACCUCUCUGACUUCUGCAUGUGCUUUACUUGUUUGGCUUCCUUCUUCACCCUCUGAGAGAAUUGUUAGGGUUCUUUUCCCAGGCUGCACUCCUCAAAACAAAAUUUUUGAAGGUCUUGAAAAAUUAAAACACUUGGACUUCUUGAAAGAUCCAGUUAUAACUCAGAAAGAUCUGGACAUGAUAAAAUGUAGUCGCUUGGAAAGGAUUGGUGCAAAGCCAAGCCGUACUGAGAGCAAAGAGAGUCUGGGUUCUGGAUCAGGGCGACUUAGUGUUGAACCAAAGCUUGGGUCAGGAAAAGAAAAGCCUACGAGAGUGCAAAAGAAGGAGAUUCGUCCAGAUGGAAAAGACAGAACUAAAACUCUUGCAGAAAUCAGCAAGGAAUCGGGAACAGAGGGUGAAAAACAAAAAGAGGGCAGGAGUAAAAUAGAAACUGCAUCUGAAAAACUAAAGUCGUCUGAUUCAAGACUAAAAGCCGCGAAAGAAAAGAUGUUGGUAAAGAAAGAACAGACAAAGGAUGAAAGGAAAUCUUUUAAAAAGGAUGAAAUUCAAGCAGAUAAAAAAAGGGAAGUAGCAAAACCAGAAGCUAAGAGAGAUUUUCGCCCUUCUCUUAAUGAUGCCAAAACAGACACUCGAAUAGGGGUAAAAGAUGUAAAGAAAAUAUUAGUUACACCUGCUGAUUCCAGGAGACCUAUUUCCAAAAUAGGAUCACUGAAAAAGGAGCUGGGAGGAGUAAAAAAAGAUGUGGUAGCAAGUGCCAAGAACGCAGUAAAGGGUAAACUCCCCAAAAAAGAGCUGGUUAAAGAAACAAAAAGUCAGCCAACUCAAAAGGAUGUAGCCACAGGUAGUAGCAAUCCAGUUUCUUGUGAAGUAAUUAUUAGUUCUCAAGAGUCUUGUAAAAGUAUGGAGUCUGCUUGUGCUGAGGUUGGCAACAAUACCUGCCAUGAAAAUGGACUUGGUGUAAGUACAGAGAAUGGCUUAUGUGCAGUUGAGCCAGAGAGCCCAAAUGGAUUCCGUUACUUGGAGACAAGUCCUCUUAAGUGUCUAGCACCUGUUUCUCCUUUAGUUAAAACACCCAAAAGUGAAAUUAGUGUGAAUUUUGACAUUACUCCUACAAAUCUAACAAUCCAAGAAAAAAACAAAACUGGUCAUCAUGGACAAGACUGGCUGGAUGAUCCCUGUGGAAGCUCUGAAGAAAAGACUUUGGAAAUUACCUCACCUGUUAGUUCAGAGCAUCAUUCGCCAGCAGUGGCACAGCAGAGUAAUGGGCAGGUUCUUUAUUCUGGAGAUGCAAAAAAUCUCAACUCUUUUAAGGUUCCGCCAAAAUCUUCUCAAGAGAACUCAAAUUCCUCACAAGGAAAGCAAACAAGUUGCUUGUCUUUGAGUCCAUUUCGGGAGGACCUACCUGAUGUAUCUCCUACAAUCACCACACCUUCUUUGCCUGCUGAGGUAGGCUCUCCCCAUUCCACAGAAGUGGAUGAAUCUCUAUCAAUUUCUUCCUUUGAGCAAACACUCCCUCCAGUUAGUGAGUCUCCUAGAGAUGUCUCACCAGAGAUCCAUGCUGCAAGUAGGGCAGGUCUGUGCUUACCUGUGCGCCCUUCACAUUCUAGUGAACCCGAAGGCCAAUCUGAAAGGUCAGCUUCUCCCCAUGAUGUAGAUCUGUGCUUGGUUUCACCAUGUGAGUUUGAGCAUCCUAAAUCAGAUGCUGUAGCAAGUCCACGAGACAGUGACAGUGAUCCUUCCCAAGAACUACCUAGGCCUCUAUGUUCCCCUGGAAAAAAAAUUCCAAAUGGGCCUGAAACACCACCUACUUCAGUAAGUGAGUCUUUGCCAACAAUCUCUGAUUCUGGGCCUGAGGAAGGUUCUUCGAUUGCUAUUGACGGAGCAUCUGAUUCUGAGGGGGAAAAUACACCAAGACUUUUGGAUCCUAUUCCUCCAGUAUUGAAAGAUCCACAUCCCACACCACCUCAACCUGGAACCUGCAUGGUUGAUCCUGAGGCCCUGUCUAUAGACCUUGGUGACAAAAAAAGUCAAACCCACUUAUCAUCCAACUUUCGUAGUAGCAGCAAAAUAUCGGGCGCAUCUGGAAAAGUUAGGGCAAUUGGAGAAAGAACAAGCAAAACUACUCCAGCGAGGGCUGAUAUUUCUGAGAGGACCCGUUCAGGGGUGGAAUCCAAACAGCUUGUUUCAAAACGCAGUGUUGUGAAUACAAUCAGGGCAACUCCUUCAGGAAAUCGUUUAUCUUCAGCAGCUUCCAGCAGAACCCCAAAGCCAGUCUCCUCUUCAACCCCUGCAACACCAGUUUAUGUAGACCUUGCUUACCUACCUGGUGGACCUGCUGCCCAGACGGUGGAUGAAGAGUUUUUCAAGCGGCUAUGUUCUUCUUGUUAUGUUGUUAGUGGAGAUGAUCCUGUGAAAGAAAAGUUUACCCGCAAAAUUCUGGACUCUCUGCUUGCUGAAAAAAGUAAUUGGCCUCAAGAUAUGCCGGUUACCCUGAUUCCUACUUUUGAGUCGCCAACAGUUCAUGCCUGGUAUGAGGAAACGCACGCCCUUCAGCAGUCGCUUGGCAUUACUGUGUUGGGCAGCACCAGCAGUGUAUCGAUGCAGGGGGAAACCUUCCCUGCUUGCAAAGUAGAGUUCUAAACCUUUCCUAUCCUGCGGUGUGCUUACCCAAUGGGAGUUAUUUUAGGACAUUGUCAUUUGGGGGUGCUUUCUCUAUUUUGUUGCACAUGUUUUUUUUUUUUUAUCAGUGGAUGCAGCACUUCGCACUGGAGUGAAGACAUUCCUACCCACUGGUCACACAAGAACAUUCUUUUAUUUGGGCUGCCAUGGAAUCCUAGAUUUUUUUGGGGAAGUGGGAAAGCUUGUGCACAAUUGAAGAGCACUCAAUGGCAUGAAUAAAAGUUCCUCACGUCCCAGAUUUUUGGCAUGGAAUCUUGUACCUGCAAACAGUAGACCUUCCUUCCACCUGGGCUGAAGACUUGCUUUCCACAUCACAUUCAGAUGUUUGCAGUUGAAUUGUCUUUUGCGUGGUCUUAGAAGCUAUUGCAGUUGUUGUUGCCGAAGGUAACCUGUAUUGGCCCAUCACCUUACCUGUAUAUGUAUGUGGGUAACUGCCUCUGUCCUACCAUAGUGAAAAUAUUGUUCCCUGUAAAUGUGAUGGAUGUAAUGAAUGUGGACUCGAGCCGCUGAAAGCUGUGUGCACCUGAGAUAUCAGUGGGAAGAGUCCUGCAUGUUGUGCUAUGAUUAUCUGCUGCCUUUGCCAUAACGAGACCGCAAAACAUGUCGUCCUCGGCAAAGCAAGGUACUUAUUCUUAAGAUGACCACACAAUCAAAUUCUCUUUCAUAGGAUCAAACAUGGUCUCGGAACACUUCAAUACUAAAUUAUGGACAAUAUACAAUGUUUCUUAAAUAUCUGUAUCCAUCUGCAGACAGUUUGCCAGCAUUGUUGAAGAGGGGUCAGCACCCUUUGGCACUCCAGCUGUUGUAAAACUACAACUCUCAACAAUGCACAGCUGCUGAACUGUCCCCUAAACACCUGUACAAGUGAAUGGAGCUUGUUGGGAGUUGUAGUUUCACAACUGGAGUGACGGAGGUUGCUGACCCCUGAUUCUAGAAUCGCACCUAGAGCCUGGUUGGUUGCUUGCUAGCUAAUGUUCAGAUUGCAUUUCACGCACAAGCACUUACUGCACAAACAAGAAUUUGUUUUAGUGGUAAUAGGAGAAAAAGCACGUUCACAUGGUGGAUUUUCCAUGCAUAUUCCAAACUGAAAUCUGCAUAGAAUCUGCCCAAAAUCCACCGCCUAAAGUUCACAUGGGGUGGAUAAGAAAUCAAAGUUCACAUAAAACCACUGCAGGUGGCCACAAGCAGAUAUAGACCCAGUAAUGGGGCUACAUCCACAUGUGGACCGACCCUUAGGCAUCAUGGCUCCUCGGUCUGUGUUACAUACUGUCCAUUUUUCUCAAGCAGCCGAUUAUCGCCCUCGAUUUUCAGAAUAAGAUAAUUGUGAUAGAAUGACUGACUGUUUGUAGAAAUAUUUCACCUUUGUAGCAUUACAGCACAAGAAUUUGAUCUCUGGCAGGUAUGUGGCCAUUUUCACACACAUACUGUAUGCUUUUUGUUGUACUUGGCAUACUAGAGUUUGCUAGAUUACAAUAAAGGGCUAGUGGUGCAUUUUUGGGUACUGUUUAGUUUCUGACACUCCAACAAAAGAAGAUUUGUGCUUCCUAUAUAAGCUGGGGCUUAAGUAAUGAAGUUUUGAGUUUACAUUCUCAGUUGUGUAUUAGAAUGAAACAUCUUUUUUUUUUUUUCUAAUGCUCUUAUUUAAGAUAAUGUUUAAAAAAAUAAAAAUAAAACUUGCUGAGAGAAGUAAGCCCAAGAAGAAGAAACCAGUUUAGCGGCAAUAUCUCUGCACGGUCACUUGUAUUUUCAGCUGUUCUGUAAAGUGUACUAUGUCUAAAACACUAAAUACACCAUUUUCUUCCUGUGGCGCAAAGUUCUGCUAGCUAGUUAUGUUUUUUAAUUGUAUAAUAGUAUGCUGUACUAAAUGAAGGAUUACCUCCUGCUGUCUUCACGAAUGUAUGUGGAGAAUAGUUCCUUAGACAUGCCAACAUGUCACGUUAAAAGUGCCAGUCAGCCCCAAGAAGGAGUUAAAUGGGGCUUUAAUCACCAUGUCAUUGUCUGUGAAAUGAGUGUGCAUCCAACCAGACAACGAUGGGGUGGGCGGCAUAGAUCAUGUACCACCAAUUUGUAUUGUGAAUUCACAUAGCUUUGAGUAGACAAGCAAAUUAAAAUUUGAAGUAAACAAGUG
Molecule: messenger RNA, 6262 nt
Organism: Bufo gargarizans (Asiatic toad)
Lineage: Eukaryota; Metazoa; Chordata; Amphibia; Anura; Bufonidae
Gene: MAP1S
Product: microtubule associated protein 1S
Exons: 7
Coding region: 184-4095 (1303 amino acids)
Biological process (GO): axonogenesis; microtubule cytoskeleton organization; regulation of microtubule depolymerization
Cellular component (GO): neuronal cell body; cytosol; synapse
Molecular function (GO): actin binding; microtubule binding
Source: RefSeq, a predicted model, not a curated record